Messenger RNA from Myxocyprinus asiaticus (Chinese sucker), 1901 nucleotides. It is a transcript of the gene myef2, whose product is annotated as myelin expression factor 2. The transcript has 17 exons. The record is from RefSeq and is a predicted model, not a curated record. Gene Ontology annotation, molecular function: mRNA binding. Gene Ontology annotation, biological process: regulation of mRNA stability involved in response to oxidative stress. The coding region runs from base 24 to 1709 and encodes 561 amino acids. Gene Ontology annotation, cellular component: nucleus; cytoplasm; post-mRNA release spliceosomal complex. Lineage: Eukaryota; Metazoa; Chordata; Actinopteri; Cypriniformes; Catostomidae.
GACACGGCCCGGGAGCAGCAGAGAUGGCGGACGCGGAGCUGACGGUGGAUCUUAUUAAAGACAUCAAACAGGAGGAUUCAGAAGAUUCUCCGACCGGAGAAGGAGAAACGGAGCAACAAGAAAACACCAAUGGCGAUAAAACGGAUGCAGAAGAGGCCCCAAAAGAGAAGCCAGAGCCCAAAGAGAAAAGUUCUGGGUCCCGGAAAUCAAACCGCUACCAUCCCUAUAAAGACAGACAUGGCAGUUCAGGGGACAAGAAGAGCGGCCACAGAAACCGAGUGUUCAUUAGCAAUAUCCCGUAUGAUAUGAAGUGGCAAUCAAUUAAAGAUCUAAUGCGCGAGAAAGUUGGUGAGGUUACAUACGUGGAGCUCUUUAAGGAUGGAGAAGGAAAGUCAAGGGGUUGUGGUGUGGUUGAAUUCAAAGAUGAAGAGUUUGUAAAGAAAGCUAUUGACGUCAUGAGCAAACAUGAUUUAAAUGGAAGACCACUGAACAUCAAGGAGGAUCCUGACGGUGAGCAUGCACGGCGCGUUCUGCAGAAAACAGGAAGGAUGUAUGGUGGGGGAAGAGGGCAGGAUGCUGGAUGCAUUAAUGUUCCCCCCUCCAUCAGCAACAACCCCAACAUCCCCCCUGACAUCAUCAACGCGCUGCAGGCUGGCCGUCUUGGGACCACCGUAUUUGUGGCCAACCUGGACUUUAAGGUGAGCUGGAAGAAACUGAAGGAAGUUUUUAGUAUGGCAGGAAUGGUGAGGAGAGCAGACGUGAAGGAGGACAAAGAUGGGAAAAGUCGAGGGAUGGGGACAGUCACCUUUGAACAGCCGCUUGAGGCUGUACAAGCCAUCUCUAUGUUCAAUGGUCAGAUGUUGUUCGACAGACAGAUGCAUGUGAAAAUGGAUGAGAAAUCACUUCCUGCGGAUGACUUCAGACCAGCAGAAAAACAACCCCAGUUACCCAGAGGUCUGGGUGGCAUCGGCAUGGGUUUGGGUCCAGGUGGGCAGCCGAUAAAUGCCAACGAUCUCGGUGGAGGAGGAAUGGGCUCAAUGGGACCUGGAGGAAUGGAUGGACCAGGAUACAGUGGCAUGAACCGCAUGAGUGGAAUGGGUGGAGGCUUCUCUGGAAUGGGUGGAAUGGGAGGUUUUGGUGGUAGAGACAUGGGACCCAUGAGCCGAAUGGGAGAUAUGUAUCGUUCAGGAAUGGCAGGGAUGGACCGAGACUUUGGCAGGAGUGAUCUGGGAAUGAAUCGUCCAUUUGGAGACUCAUUUGGUGGUCUCGGUGGAGGGUAUGCAGGAAUGGGGAAUGCAGGAAUGGGAUCCAUGGGCUCUGGAUUAGGUGGAGGAAUGGGUAGCAUGGGAAUGAACACUGGGUUUGACCGAAUGGGUGGGAAUAUGGACAUGGGCCGUGGCUUUGGCCAGUAUGGAGGCGGUUCUGGUCACACAGGUGGAAUGAGUGACAGGGGAAUGGGGUCUAAAGGAGGAUGCCAGAUCUUUGUGAGAAAUCUCUCAUACGAUCUUACCUGGCAGAAGUUAAAGGAGAAGUUCAGUCACUGUGGUCAGGUGAUGUACGCUGAAAUAAAGAUGGAGAAUGGGAAGUCCAAAGGAUGUGGAACAGUCCGUUUUGAUUCUCCUGAGAGCGCAGAGAAAGCCUGCAGAAUGAUGAACGGAACCAAGAUCAACGGACGAGAGGUUGAUGUUCGUAUUGACCGCAAUGCGUAAAACGGACAUCUCUGCCCACCUGCAUAGCACAGCUGUUUUUUUUGUUUUGUUUUAAAAACAUCAUAAAUCACUGAACAGUUUCAACAGUCAUUUGAAAUCAAUGUUUGUUAGUUUUUUGUUGUUUUGUUUUUGUAAACCCUUUUUAAUUUGAAUGAAUACAUUUUAAAAAUUAAAGUUGGCAGUUGUAAAUUG